AUGGCACAGCCCAUGGCGGCCCUUCACAGCGAUCAUUCGGCACAUAUCGCUGGAUUUACUGCCAUUGCCAUCGCGCUGGUAUUCUGGAGCCUCUAUCGUUAUUGGGUCACCUCCGACUUGCGUCGCAUACCACUGGUCGGCAAAAAGCCAGGCUACUUCGGCUUCGAUUUGACGGCCGUGAAGAAGGACUUUGCGAAGAACGGGAGGAAAAUUCUCUAUGAUGGAUACAUCAAAGCAAGUCACAUUUGCGGCCUAUAG
This is a messenger RNA of Fulvia fulva, 258 nucleotides long. RefSeq lists its product as uncharacterized. The transcript has a single exon. Bases 1 to 258 code for a protein of 85 amino acids. The record is from RefSeq and is a predicted model, not a curated record. NCBI's taxonomy places the organism in Eukaryota, Fungi, Ascomycota, Dothideomycetes, Mycosphaerellales, Mycosphaerellaceae.